This is a messenger RNA of Nothobranchius furzeri (turquoise killifish), 2159 nucleotides long. It is a transcript of the gene gtf2e1, whose product is annotated as general transcription factor IIE, polypeptide 1, alpha. Lineage: Eukaryota; Metazoa; Chordata; Actinopteri; Cyprinodontiformes; Nothobranchiidae. Gene Ontology annotation, cellular component: transcription factor TFIIE complex. Gene Ontology annotation, biological process: transcription initiation at RNA polymerase II promoter; transcription open complex formation at RNA polymerase II promoter. The record is from RefSeq and is a predicted model, not a curated record.
UCACUCAAGAAACCCUCUGGUUCCUGUUCCGGUAAGCGCGAGACAACUCGUUGAUUAUCAAGGUAGCUAGCUUGACGUUCAAAGAAAAUCCAAGUUUGCUAAAGUUUUCUGUAACUUUUAGUUGUGGCAAGUUACUAGUAGUAAACAUCAGGUUGAAAUGAGUUAAGGAGCGGUUCAAGUAUCCGGGGUGGAACAGAAGGAAUACAGCCCAAGAUGAUUGAGCCAGAGCUUCUAACCGAGGUCCCUGCUUCACUGAAGAGGCUAGCUAAGCAGGUUGUGAGGGGAUUUUAUGGUGUAGAGCAUGCCUUGGCCCUGGAUGUGCUCAUUCGCAACCCUUGUGUGCGGGAGGAGGACAUGCUGGAGCUGCUCAAGUUUGACCGGAAACAGCUGCGCUCUGUGCUCAACACUCUGAAAUCAGACAAAUUUGUAAAGUGCCGCAUGAGAGUGGAGACGGCCCCUGAUGGCAAAACAACGCGACACAACUACUAUUUUAUCAACUACAGGCUAUUGGUCAAUGUUGUAAAGUACAAACUGGAUCACAUGCGAAGACGCAUCGAGACGGAUGAGCGAGACUCUACUAACCGGGCCUCCUUUAGGUGCCCCUGCUGCUUCUCUACGUUCACUGACCUGGAGGCGAAUCAGCUGUUUGAUCCUAUGACGGGUACUUUUCGCUGCACAUUUUGCCAGACUGAGGUGGAAGAAGAUGCGUCUGUGUGUCCUGCUGGCAGGACGCUGGUGGCCCGCUUCAAUGAGCAAAUCGAGCCCAUCUAUCAACUCUUAAGUAAAACUGAAGACAUCAACUUGUCUCAUGAUCUGCUGGAGCCCGAGCCCACAGAGAUCCCUGCUCUCAAACGUAGAGAACGUGCCACAGCCUCUGGAAACCCAGAGGGCGGACCGCAUCGGGAAGCCUGGGCAAACAAAGGAUCGGCUUACGCUGACUUGUACACACAGAAUGUGGUCAUCAAUAUGGAGGAGCAGAAUGAUCAACAGAAGCAGAUCAAUCGGGACAAAGCACCUAAGGAACAGCCCAUCUGGUUGACCCAGAGCACAGUUCAGGGUGCUUACAAUGAGCUGGACUCCAUCAAGACCUGUGGAGAGGUGAUGUCUGGAGCCCAGGAUGGAAUGACGGGUCAUGGAACAGGUCAAGCCGAUGAAAAUGAGGAAGUGAUGCGCGCCCUGCUCAUCCACGAGAAGAGGGCUGUCACAGGGGCAGGUGUGGGCGGAGCCAGCUCUGCUGUCAGGGGUCUCGCCUCCGCUAAAGCUAAUGCUAGUGACUCGGAGAGCGACACCAGUGAAUCAGAUGACGAGUUUCCCCCGGGCCCUCCAGCUGCUGCAGCCUCUCAGCGCCGUGCUGAAGAAGACGAGGAGGAUGAAGACGACUUUGAGGAGGUGGGGGAUGAGCCCAUGGUGAUGGUGGGGGGUCGGCCGUUCUCCUGCAGGGAGGUGAGCCAAAGACCUGAGCUGGUGGAGCAGAUGUCUGUGCAGGAGAAGGAGGCGUACAUCGAGAUGGGACAAAACCUCUUCCAGGACAUGUACUUCUGAGCAGACACUCACUCACUCACUCACUCACUCACUCACUCAUUUACCUUCUCCAGGAAAGCAAGAUGCUGCUGAAUUAGCUUAAUGCUGUCAUAAAAAGCAAGUUUACCAGAGCCGUAGUAUUUUGUCUGAAGUGUUUCGAACGCCACCGAGUGUUUUCUUUUUAGUUCCAAGUCUCGUUUGAACUCCACAUUUAAGAGUUUUAGCUGCAGCGUCUUGGUUUGUGUGUGACAGCUGGAAGGGACACACAUUUGUUUCAAUCAAUACAGCUGUCUCACACACAGGAAAAUAUCUCAUGCCUCUACUCAGUUUUCCCCAACGGGCGUAAUUGCAUUGAUUGUGUGAGACCUGCCAAAAGAUUUCUGAGCACUAAACGGUGUAGAGGCGGGACACGGUGAGCGACUGCUGCUGCCUUUGAGGAUGAUGCAUAAAGAAAAACACUUCCUGUUCCGCUAAAAACACAGACUUGGUUUUAAAGUCCAGAGGAGUAAAAUGAAUUUUGACUUGCAGGUUUUUUAAGAGUCAAAUGUUUGUAAGUUUGACUGAUUUGUCAUAAAACGCUACUGCUGUACAGCCAGAGGAAUGAACGUGUUAAAUUCAUUAAACCAACUCUGAUCAGU